AUGGCGAAACCAACGGUUCACCUCUUGGACUAUGUAGCUGGAAACAUUCGCUCUCUGGUCAAUGCGAUCGAGAAAUGCGGCUAUCAAGUCGAGAUGGUCAGAAGUCCGGAAGACGUCAAAACUGCCGAUGUCAUCUGUGAUGUCUCGGACCCCGUUGAGCUGGUCACAGAGAACUUAGACAAUGACUUACGAUUUCUCCCUUGGCAGAAAAUCAUCCUCCCGGGCGUUGGACAUUUCGGACACUGUCUGUCCAGUCUUGCCUCCGCCGGGUAUCUGCCAGUAAUCCACGAGCACAUCCAGGCGGGCAAGCCGUUCUUCGGGAUCUGCGUCGGACUGCAAGCGAUCUUCGCCGGCAGCGAGGAAGCGCCCGACGUGUCUGGCCUGGGCCUUGUCCCGGAAUCGCUGAAGAGGUUCUCGGCGACGAAUACGAAAGACGGCUCGAGGAAAUCCGUGCCGUGUAUUGGGUGGAAUGAUGCUUCGACCGCCCACCACGGACAGGCCAACUCCACAAACCAGAGUUUCUACGGCUUGACCCCGACGAGCAAAUACUACUACGUGCACUCGUAUUUCGCGCCGUACAAGCCCGGCGUCUUGGAGGAGGCGGGCUGGACGAUCGCGACGGCGACCUACGGAGACGAAAGCUACAUCGGUGCGAUCGGACGGGGGUAUGUAUUUGCGACGCAGUUCCACCCCGAGAAAUCAGGCGCGGCGGGCCUGCGCGUCCUCAAGGCAUUUCUCGACGGACGCGAAUGGUCGGACGCGGUACCACCGCCCACUAACGCGUCCGCCACGGCCAAAACCGCCACCACAACCAACAACCUCACCCACCGCAUCAUCGCGUGCCUCGACGUGCGCACUAACGACGCAGGCGACCUGGUGGUGACCAAAGGUGACCAAUACGACGUGCGAGAGAAGACGUCGGAUAAAGGGGUGCGCAACCUUGGCAAGCCCGUCGACAUGGCGCGGCGAUACUACGAGCAGGGGGCGGACGAAGUCACGUUCCUCAACAUCACCUCGUUCCGCGACUGUCCCGUUGCAGACCUGCCGAUGCUGGAGAUUCUCCGGCGGACGAGCGAGACGGUGUUUGUGCCGUUGACGAUCGGGGGUGGGAUUCGCGAUACCGUCGAUCCGGGUACUGGUGAGAGGGUGAGUGCGUUGGAUGUGGCGAAGCUGUAUUUCGCCAGUGGUGCCGAUAAGGUCAGUAUUGGGAGUGAUGCUGUUCUGGCGGCGGAGGAGUACUGGGCGAAUGGUGGCAAGCUUGGUGGCAAGACGGGCAUUGAGACUAUCAGUGCCGCGUAUGGCCGGCAGGCUGUCGUGGUCAGUGUGGAUCCGAAGCGUGUUUUCGUCAAAUCGCCGGGGGAUACCAAACAUGCAACGCUCAAGACGGCGCUGCCGGAUAAGGAUGGGGAUGAAUAUGUCUGGUAUGCAUGUACUGUUCGUGGAGGACGGGAGACGCGGGAUCUCGAUGUCGUGCAGCUUGUGAAAGCGUGUGAGGCCAUGGGUGCGGGCGAGAUUCUGUUGAACGCCAUCGACCGUGAUGGGCAGAACCAGGGGUAUGAUCUCGAGUUGAUUCGCAUGGUCAAGGGUGCCGUGGAGAUUCCUGUCAUUGCUAGUUCGGGGGCCGGGCAUCCAAAACAUUUCCAGGAGGUUUUCGCGGAGACGGGUGUUGAUGCCGCGCUGGGUGCUGGGAUGUUUCAUCGUGGAGAAUACACGGUCGCACAAGUCAAGGAGUAUUUGGGCGAGGCAGGAAUGCUGGUUAGACCCUAUGAGGAGUUUUGA
Messenger RNA from Exophiala bonariae, 1779 nucleotides. RefSeq lists its product as uncharacterized. The transcript is spliced from 4 exons. The coding region runs from base 1 to 1779 and encodes 592 amino acids. NCBI's taxonomy places the organism in Eukaryota, Fungi, Ascomycota, Eurotiomycetes, Chaetothyriales, Herpotrichiellaceae. Gene Ontology annotation, molecular function: oxo-acid-lyase activity; imidazoleglycerol-phosphate synthase activity. Gene Ontology annotation, biological process: L-histidine biosynthetic process. The record is from RefSeq and is a predicted model, not a curated record.